Messenger RNA from Salvelinus fontinalis (brook trout), 2536 nucleotides. RefSeq names its product secretion associated, Ras related GTPase 1Ab (gene sar1ab). NCBI's taxonomy places the organism in Eukaryota, Metazoa, Chordata, Actinopteri, Salmoniformes, Salmonidae. Gene Ontology annotation, molecular function: GTPase activity; GTP binding. Gene Ontology annotation, cellular component: COPII vesicle coat; endoplasmic reticulum exit site. The record is from RefSeq and is a predicted model, not a curated record. Gene Ontology annotation, biological process: membrane organization; intracellular protein transport; vesicle organization. Bases 416 to 1012 code for a protein of 198 amino acids. The transcript is spliced from 7 exons.
UACCCAGCUGACAUAUUAUGUAGAUGAGGGUUGAUUUGGUUACACUUUGCUAGAACUGUCGCAUACUGUACUGAUGUUGAAAUCCACAAUAUUGCCAUCUAGCGGCAAUUUUCUAUAGCACAGCGGGCUUCCGAAUUAUGUAAUUCCCUACUUGGUUGUGCGUGCGACUAUAAAUUCUCAUUCGAGAUGGCAUGUGUAUUUUUCUAUUUGAAAAAUAUCAACUGUGUUUUCAUUUGAGAUUGAGUUCUUUGUCUCAGAAUCUAAUUACAGAAAUGUAUGGGAUCGUAUUUUGACACAGUUCUUACGCAUUUCCGGUGAACUGUCAAAUUUAGACCUGUCAUCCACGGAGAAAGCCUGGACCAAAAGUAACAGUACGGAGUGUUAGAACCACUGACACAAGGUGAAGACAACAGACAUGUCCUUUAUAUUUAACUGGAUCUACAGAGGCCUCAGUGGUGUGCUGCAGUUACUAGGUUUAUAUAAGAAGUCUGGGAAGCUGGUGUUCCUUGGUUUGGACAAUGCUGGGAAAACAACGCUACUGCACAUGCUCAGAGAUGACCGAUUGGGACAGCAUGUGCCAACACUACACCCCACAUCAGAAGAGCUGACAAUUGCUGGAAUGACAUUCACAACAUUUGAUCUUGGUGGUCACACACAAGCCAGGAGAAUCUGGAAGAACUACCUCCCAGCUAUAAAUGGUAUAGUCUACAUGGUGGAUUCGGCAGACCAUGAGAGACUACAAGAAGCCAAAAUUGAACUGGAUGCGCUGUUAACAGACGACACCAUCUCCAACGUGCCUGUACUUAUCCUGGGGAAUAAGAUCGACCGUCCAGAAGCCAUCAGUGAAGACGCACUCAGAGGGAUGUUCGGGCUCAUUGGACACACUACUGGAAAGGGUAAUGUGUCACUGAAGGAGCUGAACCUGAGGCCCAUGGAGAUCUUCAUGUGCAGUGUUCUGAAGAGACAGGGAUAUGGAGAUGGUUUCCGUUGGCUCUCACAGUACAUUGACUGAUCUAUAUAUCACUCCCAUCUUAUUUAUUUUUUGCCUGAUUCACACGAUAGAGCUAACCUGAACCUUACUGGGUGGGCUACAUCAUUUGUUUUCUAAUUGUCCUUUCCAGCAUGGUUCCAGUAACUAUGAUUGAUGUGUAAUGCAGGCCAGCAAGGCUCAGUAGUGUGAAAAGGAAGAGUAUUUUGAUUAUCAACUGUUUUGUAGAUCGGGAGUACAAGAGUACAGGCCUCACACAUCUACCUGCUGGAAAAGCUAUCAACUGCUAGCAUUCUAUAUUUAUUGUAAUUUUUGCAUUUGAGUGUGCCCUCAGUAAGCAAAUAUAUUUCUAAGAAAAAUGUACUUUUAUUGUUAAACUUUCAGUAUUUUUCGUUGUAGCCCCGGAUAAGCACACCUCAUUCAACUCAGAGGGCUUGAUGAUAAAUUGACAAGUUGAAUCAAUUCUGGUUUGUUUGUUUGGGGCUACAAUAAAAAUAUGUGCUGUUUGGGAAACACUGCGCUAAUUGAAAUAUGCAGGCCUAGUGAUUGUUUGAUAACCCUCUAACAGUUGAACCCAUUGAUAAUUGGUAGUCUGAGCCCUAUGUAGUGAAUUCAAACUUCCUUGUCUAAGCCAAGUAUCAACCUGCAAACCCAAGAUUUCAUAGUUUACACAUUUCGUAGUUUACACAUUUCGUAGUUUUCAAUUAUAUAUUCUCAGUUACUUACUGGUUGUGAACAUUUUGAAGGAUACCUCAUGUCUGUCAAACCAUAUUAUUCUUAUUAAUAUGAUUAAGUUAGUUAGGGAAUCCCCUCUAUGUUCGGCAACGUUACCUCUAUACUUAUAGGGUAGGACAUGCCAUCGCUUUGAACCAGUUCGUAACCCUGGUUUAUUUUUCAAUCGGUGGCAUUUGAUUACAGAGGAGUGCUUAUUGGUGUAACAGUUCCGCGUUGUCUUUUCGCCAUUGCUGAUGUUGCCUUCCACGUAAUAUAGGCCUGGGUUCAAAUACUAUUCGAAAUAUUUCAAACACUUUGUACUUCUGGGACUUUUCUGUUGGUUCUAUUGCAACAGGCAAGCUCAAUCAAGCACAGCUGGAGUAUUUUACCAAUGAGGACAAAGUUGUCAAAUGAAUGUUUUUGAUCGAUCAAUUCAAGUUGAAUCACUACCAACUGAUGCCAUGAAUGUGACUAUAAGUGCAUUAUCACUUUUUAUUUAUUAAUGCUUGUUUGUAAUACAAAGGUGCAGUAUUUUGUAAUACCAGGGUUUUAUUACAACCACGUUGUCAGUCACAGACGAUGUAUGUCAUUUCAACUACCAGUACGUACCUACUGUAUCGAUGGUUUUUGUUACUGUAAAAUAAGUACUUGGUGAUUAUUGGCUGCUAAUAGCUAUAAUAUGAGGGUACUUGUGUGGUACUGAAGAAUAUAGGCUUUGUAGGAAAUACACAAUAUAUGUGAGUGCAAUAGAUAGAGGGUACUUUUUAUCCUUUUUGUAAAUAAUGUGAAAUUAUUCUGCAUGCCCUCUUAUCAAAAUAAAUAUUUUGGACAAUC